Molecule: messenger RNA, 696 nt
Organism: Aspergillus aculeatinus CBS 121060
Lineage: Eukaryota; Fungi; Ascomycota; Eurotiomycetes; Eurotiales; Aspergillaceae
Exons: 2
Source: RefSeq, a predicted model, not a curated record
AUGUCUGAGUUCAGUCCGAGGUCAAUUCUCGACCCGACAGUGUAUUUCACGGGUGAAUAUACCUUUGAGGGCGAGCGAUUUUCUGGUCCCGUUUGCCGACGGCCCCUGCCGCCGACGACCUCCAAGGCCAAACCAUUCGAAUACACCGGCCAACCAGCAAACCUGGCCAUGAUUGAACAGAUCGCAGAGCUCCUGGAACAGAACAAGAUACCCUGUCAUGUGAUCAAUGACGGUAUGUGGCGUCACUUUGGCUGCCAGAAUCCUAUCAACUCCCUCGACAUAGUCAUCCCGCGGUCCCUGCAGAUGCAGGCGGUCCAGGUCUUGCGCAAGGCUAACUUCGACGAUAGCUGCCGCCGGAUUGAGAAUAUAUCCGCCCCGUGUAACUACAUCUACAAUCUGCGGGCGAACUUCCAUCGGGCGUGGUGGGUGCCCGCUCAUGUCUUCCACCUCCAGCCGGCAGCUCCGGGGGAAGAGCUCCAUGUGGAUCUGAACCUGUUCAUCCACGAGGACUGGUUCCCGAACGUGAAGCUUCCGGCCUGUGGUCCGCUGGCCGAAGAUGAUGAGGCCUAUCUGGUCUCGACCGAUACGCGUCUCGCCUCGUGCGAGCAGGCCACCUACGAGGUCAAGUUGUUCCAGCCGGCGCGGAUGGUGGAGGCCCUGAUCCGCCUCGCCUACCGCGACUAUUACCUGUACGGG